This is a messenger RNA of Budorcas taxicolor (takin), 1164 nucleotides long. It is a transcript of the gene LRRC74B, whose product is annotated as leucine rich repeat containing 74B. The coding region runs from base 1 to 1164 and encodes 387 amino acids. The transcript has 9 exons. The record is from RefSeq and is a predicted model, not a curated record. Gene Ontology annotation, molecular function: protein binding. Lineage: Eukaryota; Metazoa; Chordata; Mammalia; Artiodactyla; Bovidae.
AUGAGGGGUCCCCUCCAGGAGCCUGGGGAGAAGCAAGGCCAGGAGCAAGGGGCAGCGGCGGCCUCUGGGCGUCCUGCUGGGGUCCCGGAGGCCGAGAAGUGUGCGGACGCGGAUUCGGACUCCGACCAGGAGACAGAAGCAGGCGCCUGCAAGCCUGGCGAGCUGGGCAAGGACACCCUCUACCUGAGGUCCUGCCGGGCCCACAGCGUCGUGCCCGCCUCCUGCUUUCUGCGCCAAGGGAGCGCCCCAGAGCUCAGCCUGCGGCACCGAGGCCUGGGGCCCCAGGGGGCCCGGGCUCUGGCCCGUGCACUGACCUCCAAUCCCUACAUCAAGCGGCUGGACCUUCGGGACAACGGACUCUGCAGGGCCGGCGCAGAGGCCCUGGCGGGCGCUCUGAGCAGAAACUGCAGCACCUGUGAUGUGGACCUGUCGGAGAACCACCUGGGAACGGAGGGAGCCCGGGCCGUCUGUGCCGCCCUGGCGGUGAGCCCGGCUGUGCAGAGGGUGCAGCUGGCAGGGAACGGCCUGGAAGAGCAGGCGGCCCAGUGCCUGGCUGAGCUCCUGCUGGCCCGCACGGGCCUGAAAUCCCUGGAUCUGAGCUACAACCAGCUGAAUGACCAAGCAGGGGAGACGCUUGGACCAGCCCUGGCAGAAAACACAGGACUCACGGAGCUCAACGUGAGCUGGAAUCACCUGCGAGGCCUCGGAGCCGCAGCCUUUGCCAGAGGACUGGAGGCAAACAUCUUCCUGAGGGUCCUGGACAUCUCGUACAAUGGCUGUGGGGAUUCUGGAGCCUCUGCGGUGGGGGAGGCGCUCAAGACCAACAACGUGCUGGAGGAGCUCUACAUGAGCAACAACCGCAUCUCUGUGGCAGGAGCCCUGAGCCUGGGCCUGGGCCUGCGAGUCAACCAGACACUGAGGAUUCUUGCUGUGUCCAGGAAUCCCAUGCGAAGUGAAGGCUGCUGUAGUGUGCUCAAGUCUGUCCAGGCUAAUCCACAGUCCGCACUGGAGCUUCUGGACUUUUCUGAUAUCCAGGUGAACAGAGAGUUUGAUGACCUCGCCAGUUCAGUGAAGGUCAUUCUUCCAGGGCUUUGCAUAAAGACGGGUGCCCGCAGAGUGGAGUACAAAAAAGAACUGCUGGCCGUCUUCACACCAUCUGAGUGA